Messenger RNA from Cornus florida, 1642 nucleotides. Its product is annotated as polygalacturonase At1g48100. The transcript is spliced from 8 exons. Bases 75 to 1505 code for a protein of 476 amino acids. Gene Ontology annotation, molecular function: polygalacturonase activity. NCBI's taxonomy places the organism in Eukaryota, Viridiplantae, Streptophyta, Magnoliopsida, Cornales, Cornaceae. The record is from RefSeq and is a predicted model, not a curated record. Gene Ontology annotation, biological process: carbohydrate metabolic process.
CUCUUCAUAGAGUUGGGAGUAUUGUCUGCUCAAAAAAUAUUAUCCUAGCAAGGGAAAGAAAAGGUUACAUAGAAAUGAAGGGAAACAAGAACUCAUCUCUUCUAUUACUUCUUCUUUUUCUAGUCCUUGUCUUCAUUACAUUUUCUAUUAUUUCCGUCGAAGCAAAAAAGAAUCACAGCAAGAAGAACAAAACUCAUAAGCAUCAGAAACAGAGGAAUGGCAGCAGAAAUAAUGCUCCAGACAACGCAAAUCCUCCAAGUCCAGCCCCAGCCACUCUUCCUCAUUAUGGCUCUUAUCCGACCCACUCGAACAUUUUCAAUGUUUUGACAUUUGGUGCUAAAGGUGAUGGAGUUUCUGAUGAUUCAAAGGCACUUCUUGCAGCAUGGAAAGCUGCCUGCAAGGUACAAGGAGGUACCAUACAAAUUCCAUCAGAAAUCAAUUUUCUGAUCAAACCACUAACACUUGAAGGCCCAUGUAUGCCACACCUUGUUUUCCAGAUAGAUGGGAGUCUCUCAGCUCCUCCAAAAGUGAAUGCAUGGUCCAAAUCAAGUUUGUUUCAGUGGAUAAACUUCAAAUGGAUUCACAAUUUCACCAUCCAAGGUUCUGGUACUGUUGAUGGGCAAGGCUUUUAUUGGUGGAGUUCUUCUCAAUUUGAUUACAUUCAGAAGAGAUCCAAACACAUCCCAUAUAUGAAACCAACUGCUUUGAGAUUCUAUGCCAGCUACAAUGUGACGGUCCGUGACAUAAGAAUUAUUAACAGUCCUCAGUGCCAUCUUAAGUUUGACAACUCAGGAGGAGUGAAGAUUAACAACAUUACAAUUUCUGCACCAGAGAACAGCCCAAACACGGACGGCAUUCACCUGCAAAACACCCGAGAUGUAGAAAUCCAGCAUUCCAACAUUGGCUGUGGUGAUGACUGUGUCUCCAUACAAACUGGUUGCUUUAAUAUUCAUGUUCAUCAUAUUAAUUGUGGCCCUGGACAUGGUAUAAGUUUAGGAGGAUUAGGGAAAGAUAGAAGCGUUGCUUGCGUCUCUGAUAUCAUAGCCGACAACAUCUUUAUGCAAAACACUGUAUAUGGAGUAAGGAUCAAGACAUGGCAGGGUGGUAUUGGAUCUGUCAAGAAUGUAUCAUUUUCCAACAUUCAAGUCUCUGAUGUAAAGGUUCCAAUCAUGAUUGAUCAGUACUAUUGUGACAAACGCUUUUGCAAGAACCAAACUGGAGCUGUAGCGAUAUCGGACAUUAAGUAUGAUCAGAUAAUUGGGACAUACUCAGUGCAGCCCAUUCAUCUUGCUUGCAGCAAUGACAUUCCAUGCACCGGGGUUGAUCUGUUCGAUAUUCAGUUGAAGCCCUCACCAGGUUAUCGAGGAUUUCAUCAGUCUUUGUGUUGGAAUUCUUAUGGGAAAUCACAAGCUCCUUUGGUUCCUUCAAGCAUGGACUAUUGCUUAAGAAGGGAUGGUGGCUCAGUCAAAAGAGUAGCAAAAUUACAUGAAAAUGUUUGUUACUAGUACAUGAAUUGUGUGGUUCUCUGUGUUUGUGUGUGAGCUCAUAUAUAUAUUAUAUUAUGUAUAUGCUUCCCUUCUACAACAUUUUUACUGUUGGAAGGUGAUGAUUUGGUACAAUGUAUCAAUAUUGAACGAAAAUU